UGAGAGCCUUACUUAUUACCCAAUUCAUGCCGCAUAAACACUCUAUCCAGGACGGACUGGUGUGGUCAAUAAUAUCUAUCUCUCUAUCUAUCUACCUUUCUGCCUAUCUACCUAUGUUUGUCUGUCUAUCUAUCCAUUUAUUCAUCUAUUUAUUUACCUAUUUAUCUAUCUAUGUGUCUGUUUUUACCAGUCUUUCUGUCCUUCUGUCCGUCUGUGACCAGCUAUCCAUCUACCUAUCUCUCUAUUUCUCUAUCUAUGUGUGUGUGUGUGUGUGUGUGUGUGUGUGUGUGUGUGUGUGUGUGUGUGUCUACGUGUUUGCAAGCUUCUGAGUAAAUGUAGCUGAACGCAAAAGACUGUACACUUGGUCGCCGUAAUUUCAAAGAUGCACAUUUGGCAGGAAGUCCACAUGUGCCAUGCGUGAGGUGACACGUAUUUCAAAAGGUGCAGGUGACGAUGAACCACCUGAGUUACCGCCCCUGAAUAAAGCAUCUCAGCGGCGGGGGAGCGAAGCAGGUGGUCAGAGUUCAGUCCGCGCCUGCGCCUAAGCGUCCUUGGCGGAGAUGACAGUCAGGCUGGAGGCUCCGAGCGGCUCCAGUUUCGUGGCGGCGGCAGCGGGUGGCGGUGUGUACUGGGAGGCGGCGUCGGGUGGGCUGCGCGAGGGACACUCUUCCCUGACUCGCCGCCUUUAACCCCCACUGUGAUCUGUCUCGUUGGAGUUCUCGUCUGUCGCUCACAGACCCCGCUAUCAAGACGGGGAGACAUAAAUUCUUCGGUCGAGAGAGUUUUCAGAAAGUCUCGAGCCAGUGGAUCGUGAGGUAGUGCGGUGCGUUACAGCAAGAAAGUCGUUCCAUACUGGUUCUUGACCGUCCGGCCGUCACGCUCGCAGCCUCCUACACGUCACCUGGCGGCCAAUCACCCUCCCGAGAUGGUCUUUGCUCGACUCCCUCACUUAAAAACGCUUUUAAAUGCCCACAUCGACUUCUUCUCAAAAUCAUGCAUUUUAAAUCGUCUUGAGGAGAGAAUGCAUUGACUGACACUUCUGCCUAGAAAAGAAAAGUUACAGAUCACCAUGAAGUAGAAAAAAUUACGUGUAUAAGUGAAGAAAAGUAAGAGAAAACGAUCCAUCAUGAAGACGUAAGAUACAUCACCUGCAAACUCCCUCAUUACCCCCGCCAGGUGUGGACUAAAAGGUAACAUCACAGCCGCAUAUCGUGAUGAAGUGUAACAUCAACCACUGACAUCAACUGCACUUAACUUUUUUUUUAAUAUUUUGGAUGGCGAUGAAAGCCCGUGUGAAUUGUGAGCGGGGAGUGAGUGAGGUGGUGGUGGUGGUGGUGGAGGUGGUGGUGGUGGUGUUGGUGGUGGCCUCCUGUCGGGGAGAGGCUCUGCAUAAUCCCCAGCAGGAAAUUCUCUCUCGCUACCCUGGACAAGACGACUACAUCAGUCCAACUUUCCCCUCGAGAGCUGGAGUAGGUGGCCGUGCUACCCUCCCCUGCAACCUGACCUCACCCCUGCCUCGUGACCCUGCCAGCCUGGUCCUCUGGUACAAGAAGGGGAUCCACAAGCCCCUGUACAGCUACGACGCGAGGGGGAGCCAGACCUCGCACUGGGUCAACCCGAGUGUCCUGGAGUCCCGCGCCUCCUUCCACCCCUCCACCGCCACGCUCACUAUUCAGAACAUCCAGGCUGAGGACGAGGGGACCUAUCGCUGCAGGGUAAUGUUCAAGAAAAGUCCGACCCUCACCUACACGACCAACCUCACUGUUAUAGGGAGGUGGAGACGUUCGACCUGGUCACGAAUAGACUGGUUGGUGUCAUCUUUAACGCGCAGGGACCUUCACCGUACUCUCACCUGCCACGCCACGAACUCUAACCUGACGGCGCCGCUCGUCACCACCGUCACCUUGGACAUGAACUUCGCGCCACUGUGGGUUCGCCUUCUAAGCAGCCGUGAUCCCCUGAGCGCCGGCAGGACUUACAAGGUGGUGUGUCAGGCUGCAGGUGCGCGUCCCCCGGCCACCAUCACCUGGCGUCUCGGCCCCACCAGACUCAACACUCACACGGACAAGGUUAGUCAUGAGGGAAACGUGACCACCAGCGAGUUGCAGUUCACGCCUCAAGUUGGCGACGCAGGGAGGAUGUUGAGUUGCGAGGCCGUGUCCCCGUCUGUCACCACGCACCCCCUUGUUGACGACUGGCUCCUGGACGUUCACUACGUGCCCAUGGCUACGCUUCACGCUGGACGUUCCCUCAACCUGAGUAACAUUGAGGAGGGGGACGAUGUUUACUUCGAGUGCUCCAUCAAGGCCAACCCAAGAGUGUACAAGGUUGUUUGGCGUCACGAGGGCACGGAUCUGCACCACAACGUCACGGCAGGGGUCAUCAUCAGCAACCAGAGCCUAGUGUUGCAGAGAGUAACACGCGACGCCUCGGGGAAUUACUACUGCGUGGCCUCCAACAUCGAAGGUGACGGCCAGUCCAACCCGAUCCACCUCAGAGUCAAGUACGCGCCUGUGUGUCGUGAGAUGCACAUGACCUACCACGGAGCCGCCAGGCUGGAGCAGGUCAACAUCCCGUGCCACCUGGACGCCCACCCGCCCCCGCUCACCUACCGCUGGACGUUCAACAACAGCGGCGAGAGUGUUGAGAUUCCCCAGGAACACAUCAAGGUGGGCGUGUCUAGCUCCACGGUGAGCUACACGCCCAACACGGAGCUGGACUACGGCACACUGCUCUGCUGGGGGAGCAACGUGGUGGGGGAGCAGCGGCAGCCCUGCGUCUUCCACGUCUUCCCCGCCGGCCGCCCCGACCCGCUGCACAAUUGCUCCUCCUUCAACCUUUCCGUGUCCGUGGUGCACGUACGCUGCGUGGCGGGGUUCGACGGGGGCCUGCCGCAGACCUUUAUCCUGGAGCUGCGAGACCCUCACUCCGGCGCCCUGAUUGCCAAUACGACGAACAUGGUCCCUUUCCUCUCGGUCGGUGGUCUGCCUCCGGGCCUCGCAUUCAAGGGCCGCGUGUUCUCCACCAACGCCAAGGGCCGCAGCGAGCCGGUCUCCCUGCUGGUGUACACGCUCAAGGACGUAGCUGAGAAGCGGACAGCCGCUGUGAAGCCCUCCCCAGACCAAGGACAGGGCGCGGGGCAGAUCAGCCUCACGCCCAUCAUUGCCGUGGUCCUGGGCGUGGUGGGCGGCCUGCUCGUUGUGAUGCUUAUCCUCUGCGCCGUGGUGAGGCUGCGGUUCGGGCGGCGGUCGGGAGCACAGUGCGGGCGGCAGGUGGUGAGGGAGCAGGUGGGCGGGGAGGGGGAGACCAGCCCACUGCGUCACCCUAAGGUCGUGCCCACUACCUUCCAUGAUUCUGGAACCCCGACACCGCCCCCCGUGAAUUCCAGGGACCAAGACGAGAAGAAUCCUGACGUUAUUCCCCUUGGAGACCCCGAGACGUGGCUGAUGGAGGGCGUCAACACCAUCACCUCCCAGUCCAUCCUCUCCACCUACAGCUCCAUGCCCAGGAACCAGCAGCGAGUGUGUUCCUCCCGCGGCGAGCAACAGGCGGCCCACUCGGAUGGAAAGAGGUCGCCGUGCAACGCGGGUGACGUGCACUACGCUGAGCUCAUGCUGGGGGGUGGCGGGGGGAGCCCUCAGCAUCAGGAGCAGCAGCGGGGAGCGUCACCACUGUACGACCCCCCGUCCACCAGCAGCAAAUCACACCAGCACGACCCUGAGGGAGUGAUUUACGCGACUCUCGAUCACGAACGAGGCCACGGCAGCCACCCCACCUCCACCCACCUCCUCCACCACCACCACCCAGCCUACACCCAGCCCGUCCUCGUCCCCCACACGCCCUCACACCCCCGUAAGAUCCCCACCACCGCGGUCAUGGGGCCUGUGAAGAGUAAGGAGCUGCAGUACCCAUUGUGGUCUUCUUCAUCCACCUCCAUAGAGCGCUGCGAUGCCCUCAUAGGAGACCCCGAGGCCGUGAUUCCCUUCCUCCCAGGCCAGAAGGAGAGUUCAGUCUAGGGACGCCGCGCCCACUGCGGCUCCUCAAGUCAUCUCGUUUUAUGAGGAUGACUCUUCACUAUUUCGAUGUACGUAUAUCAGCUGUUGUAAUAUAUUACUAUUAAAAGUAUACAUACAA
Messenger RNA from Scylla paramamosain (green mud crab), 4134 nucleotides. RefSeq lists its product as uncharacterized. Gene Ontology annotation, molecular function: protein binding. The record is from RefSeq and is a predicted model, not a curated record. Lineage: Eukaryota; Metazoa; Arthropoda; Malacostraca; Decapoda; Portunidae.